GCACGAUGAAGGGCACUCCCACCCCAUCAUCCUGUCUAACGCUCGCUCUCCUUCCUCUCCAUUUGUCUCAUCUCUCUCAGUCUCUCUGUUAAAAAUCGCCAUUGAAGUUCGUUGCAAGUUCUCACAGAUUCCCAAAAAAGAAGAGAAAAGAAAAGCUCCGUGGAAGUUCUCGAAGGUUCGAAACAAUCGCUGUGCCGAUCUUCCACAUAUUUCUUCACGUACUGGUGGAAGAACGAAAUUGGAAGAACAGAAAAAAUGGCCUUGCAACAAUACUUUGCACAUGAAUGUAAAUCCAUCCCGGGAACAGCAACAGAUUCAGAAAAUUCCAAAGCUGGCUUUGACUGCAACAUCUGCUUAGAGUUUGCACAUGAGCCAGUGGUCACCUUUUGCGGCCAUCUAUAUUGCUGGCCUUGCAUCUACAAAUGGCUUCACGUCCAGAGUGCCUCCCUUGCCUCCGACGAGUGCCCUCAAUGCCCUGUUUGCAAGGCUGAUAUAUCACACACCACCAUGGUCCCCCUUUAUGGCCGGGGCCAAACAUCUCCUGAAACUGAGCUUGAAGUAAAGGCACCCAACAGGGGAAUGGCAAUACCACCCAGGCCAUCAGCAUGUGAUACACAAGCUUUUUUAUCUAACACAUCUCCUACCGGUCAGCAACUUCCAUAUCGUAACCCUUAUCAGAACCAACAACAUAGCCCUCCUCAUCCAUACGGUAGUUUUGGGGAACAUUCUUCCGCACCGCUGCUUAACCUUGGAAGCACCACAAUGGCAGGUAUCCACCAGCAUCCGGCGGUUGGGGUGUUUGGGGAAAUGGUCUAUGCAAGGGUGUUUGGAAACUCAGAGAGCUUAUAUGCAUACCCAAAUUCAUAUCACUUAACGGGAAGUAGUAGUCCGAGGCUGAGAAGGCAGGAGAUGCAGGCAGACAAGUCACUAAACAGAAUUUCAAUUUUCCUCUUUUGUUGCUUGCUUUUGUGCCUUCUUGUUUUCUGAAGGUAGAGUUUAGGUCAUUCUCCCUCUGCCAUUUUGUAUACUGUAUAAAAAGGUUUGAACGCUUGUCAACAUAAAUGUAGUAGAUGAAAUGAGAUGUUGUGCAAUAUGUGAGGUAAUGCUAGAGAUUUUAUUAAGAGUCAGUCA
This is a messenger RNA of Prunus dulcis (almond), 1131 nucleotides long. RefSeq names its product E3 ubiquitin-protein ligase RMA1H1-like. Gene Ontology annotation, cellular component: endoplasmic reticulum. Lineage: Eukaryota; Viridiplantae; Streptophyta; Magnoliopsida; Rosales; Rosaceae. The coding region runs from base 256 to 987 and encodes 243 amino acids. Gene Ontology annotation, biological process: ubiquitin-dependent protein catabolic process. Gene Ontology annotation, molecular function: ubiquitin protein ligase activity; metal ion binding; ubiquitin-like protein conjugating enzyme binding. The record is from RefSeq and is a predicted model, not a curated record. The transcript is spliced from 2 exons.